UAUAUCUCUAAGAAACGGGAAACCAACGUUUUAGACAUUUCAAUACACAGAGUUCUGAAUCACACACCAUACUCCAUCCCGCGAAGUCUUAUGGAUGAAAAACAGAAGCCGAGUAUUCGCAUCUAUUGCCGGAAGCUCCACAUAGCAAAUGAAACUGGCCUCCAAUGGCUUAUUGGGUCUCCCUUCUUCCCACCUCUCACUAUCAUUUCUACCUUCCGUUGUAUACACACCAUCCCCUCCAAUCCAUUGUCUCCGAACUUCUCUAAAGAAUCAGAUGAUCUAAGGACAUUGCUACCUAAGGGUUUUGAGGUAAUUGGAGCCAUGAUAGUAGAAAAGGACUGUGAUCUCAAUCAAACCGCGAAUGUUGCUAUUGAUUUGACUCGAAAACUAAGGGAGGUGCUAUAUGACGAUACGAAAGAACAAGAUUUGAUUGGAGCUGUAGUGGAUUUGAACUGCGGUGGGAAUGCCCAGUUUUUUGUGCCCAGAGUUGGCGGGAAGUUGGAGAAUGUAUGUUUUUCUGUACAAGGAGAAGAGGAGAAGCCAGAGAAGUUCGUUUUCGUUUGGGGACGAGGCUGCUUGAUUCGCUGUGAGCUCCCAAUUAAGCUGCCUUUGUAUUACCCUCAGAAGCAUAGUCCUGAAGUUGUUCAUGAUAUAUAUACGUGUGCAAUUGAUGCUAUUGUUUCUUCACUUAGAGAUCCACAAUUGACGUUCAUUAUUGAAGCACUAAACCAAGUUUCAGCUGCUGUUCCACCUAUCAUCCUUCAGGACUUGGAAGAAUCCCACGCUCAACUAGCUGGUUUGGCUUACAGUGAACUUAGUAAUAAAAGCUCUAGCGCAAAAACAUUGUUGUGUUCAGACUUGUUUCAAACUAGCGAAAAUAUGGCAACAUUUAGCUCUAUAGAAGAGAGUGCAGAUAAAAUCCAAGUAAGCAUUUUUCUUGAUAAAUCAAGGGAUCCUCUCAAACCUGUAUCAACUGUUUCCGAGUAUUGUCCAGCUUCAGAAGAGACAAAACUUUUGGUUUUAGAUCACAAACUUGAAGUACUUUGUUACGCUUCAAAGGAAUCUACAUUGAGAUUUGUUGUGUCAAAAUUAGUCAUUCCUGCUUUAGUUGACCAAUUACUUUCAGUAAAGAACAAAAUCUCCAAUGAUCUCUUGGUGGGGUAUCCAGAUUUACAUCCAUACCACUUUGUUCCUUCAGGAUUCUUGCAUCCUAUCACAGUUCUAUAUGAACUCAACUAUGGGGAAACAGAAAUAAAACAAGUUGAAGCAAGAAAGUCCCUUCAUUUGAGGCUUGGCUUGCCUUUUGAUCGCCCUCUUCUUAGAAUUGCAAAUGCUAUAAAUCUAGUAGCCGUAAAAGAUGCCAAAACAGGCACUGCAUGCAAGGGUCCCUUUUUGCUCAAGGAUGUACAUAUAGGAAUUCCAUGUAGUGGUGUUUCUGAAGGAAAUACUUCAUUAGUUCAAGGUUCUUAUGAGUACUUUCACUACCUCCAAGAUGGAUUUGAUGACUCGGGAUGGGGUUGUGCUUAUCGUUCUCUACAAACCAUCAUUUCAUGGUUCAGACUGCAAAAGUAUACUGCAGUUAAUGUUCCUUCUCAUAGAGAAAUACAACAGGCUCUUGUGGAGAUUGGAGAUAAGGAUCCUUCGUUCAUAGGGUCACGUGAUUGGAUUGGAGCCAUCGAGCUUAGCUACGUUUUGGACAAACUGCUUGGAGUUGAGUGUAAAGUCAUAAAUGUGAGAUCCGGAGCAGAGCUUCCAGAAAAAUGCCGAGAGUUGGCACUGCACUUUAAAAAUCAAGGGACGCCUAUCAUGAUAGGUGGUGGUGUUCUUGCAUAUACACUGUUGGGUGUGAAUUACAAUGAUGCUACUGGGGAUUGUGCAUUUCUGAUACUGGAUCCCCACUACACUGGCAGCGAUGAUCACAGGAAAAUUGUCAAUGGCGGAUGGUGUGGGUGGAAGAAAGCAGUCGAUGGCAUGGGAAAGCAUUUCUUCUUGCACGAUAAGUUUUAUAAUCUCUUGCUUCCUCAGAGGCCCAACAUGGUAUAGUUUGUGUUACUGAUGGAUCAUUAUCACAUAGCAGGUUCUAUACUUCUAUAGGAGCUAGGUAUAUGUAAGGUACCUUUCAAUAGCUAAGAACAAUGAGUAGUAAUAUUACAUGCUGGUUUGCGGGUGUGGCACAAUAAACCGACACCGAAAAACCAUUCUGAAAUCCCAAACAAGUAUUUUUUUUUUGUUUAUCGUACCCAUAUUAUUAAAAUAUUUGGUCUGGUUAACCGGAUGAAAAUCAUGAAAUAGUGGAAAAUCUGUGGGUGGUAUGGUAACAAUAAAAAAUCUAUGCAUGUUUGGAUUUCAUGCUUCGCGCUUUAGCACUAGCGUUAUUGUGCCCCAAAUUGUUUAAUAAAUAUAGUCUUUUUCUCUUGUAUUAC
Molecule: messenger RNA, 2423 nt
Organism: Cuscuta europaea
Lineage: Eukaryota; Viridiplantae; Streptophyta; Magnoliopsida; Solanales; Convolvulaceae
Source: the annotation of a GenBank genome assembly